GUGACGCCGGCUUCUCCGAGUCUGGAUCGAGUUCGUUCUCAUGAUGCGAACGGUUCAUGGUUGAGUUACACUGGUUUGGAAAGUGGAUUGUUGCGAUUUUGCUGGGACUGUGAAGCAACAUCGGCACCAGCAUUUUUCUUCUUGUUUCUUUGCCGCAUUUUUUUUUCCCUUUUUAUUUUUUUUGAGGGUAGCCAAGUCCCGGUCCAGAGCUUUCUUCCGACAUACUGCUAUCUCACAAUGGCCACCAGACGGGCUUCUCUGAAAAGUUUCCUAGCAGCUGCCAAGAAGGCGUUGGUAGCCGCUCCCGCGCAGAGACAGACCCCUCUCCAUUUUGUCAUCGGGAAUGAGUCCGCAGAUCUCGACUCUCUGUGCUCCGCUCUGGUUUACGCCUAUUUUCGAACCCACACGCCGCCUCACACCCUGCAUAUUCCCCUGUCCAACCUCCCGCGCGCAGACCUCACCCUGCGCCCCGAACUCAGCGCCGUCCUGACCCCAGCCGGCCUCAGACCCGACGACCUGAUCACCCUGACGGACUUGCCCGGCGAAGAUGCCCUCAGCCCGCAAGAUACCCGCUGGCUACUGGUCGACCACAACGUGCUCACAGGCGACCUCGCCGCCCGCUUCUCCAGCCAGGUCGUAGGUUGCAUCGACCACCACGAGGACGAGGGCGUCAUCCCGCACGCGCUCCCCGCCGACCAGCCGCGCAUCUUCGCCAAGUGCGGCAGCUGCAUGAGCUUGGUGCUCGACAAGUGCCGCGCGACCUGGGACGCCCUGGCGGCGUCUGCCACCGCCUCCGCCUGCGACGACGGCACCCCGGCCGCCGCGUGCGACGCCGCCCUCGCGCGCGUCGCACUCGCCCCGAUCCUCAUCGACACCACCAACCUGACCUCCAAGGACAAGACCACCGACUGGGACGUGCGCGCCGCCCAGCUGGCCGAGGCGAAGCUGCUCGCCUGGCCCCCCGCCGCCGUGUCUUUAGCGACGAUGACGGCACCGCCCGCAGGCGGCGGAGCAGCUCAACAACAACAACAGCAGCAGCAGCAACACCAGCAACAGCACCAGCCACAAGCCGAGCCCGGCAGCUACGACCGCGCGGCGUACUAUGCCGCGCUCACGCACCUGAAGGAGCAGAUCCAGGGCCUGACGUACCGCGACGUGCUGCGAAAGGACUACAAGCGGUGGGGCGAGGGCCGGUUGGCGGUGGGGGUGUCGACGGUGGUGCAGGGGCUGGGGUACGUGCUGCGCGAGCUCGGCUCAGGGACGGGGCCGGCAGCGGCAGCAGGAGCAGUAGCGACGGGGCAGGGCGAUGGCGGUGGGAACGAGGACGGAAUGGGCCGAGGAGAGGGCAGCAGGGGAAAGGCAGCGUUCUUGGACGCGCUGCGGGCGUGGGCGGCCGAGCAGCGGCUUGAUGUUGCCGUUGUUAUGACCGUGUCGCGGCCCGGCGGGGUGUUCACGCGGGAGCUGCUUGUGUGGGGGUUGAAUGGCGAGGGGGUGAAGGUGAUGGGGGAGUUUGUGAGGCGGUAUGGCGACGCGUUGGGGCUGGAGACGUGGGAGGGCGGCGAGUUGGAUGGAGGUGGGGAGGGGCAGGCGGAGUGGCGGGCUUGUUGGAGGCAGAGGCGGAUUGAGCAUAGCCGGAAGCAAGUGGCGCCAAUGCUAAGGGAGGCGAUGAGGCAGGCUUCAAAACUUUGAGAGACGCUCGGGGCUGCGAGGCAUGUUCUGUUUUGCAUCAAGGAGCGGUUCUUUAUGCGUGGGGGGUUAUCGGCGGUGGAGA
This is a messenger RNA of Thermothielavioides terrestris NRRL 8126, 1771 nucleotides long. RefSeq lists its product as uncharacterized. The record is from RefSeq and is a predicted model, not a curated record. Gene Ontology annotation, cellular component: cytoplasm. Lineage: Eukaryota; Fungi; Ascomycota; Sordariomycetes; Sordariales; Chaetomiaceae. The transcript has 2 exons. The coding region runs from base 238 to 1689 and encodes 483 amino acids. Gene Ontology annotation, molecular function: exopolyphosphatase activity.